AUGGCCAAUGGAGAUAUGAUCAUGGAUGGUUUCCAUCACAGAACAGGCGAUGAAGAUAUUAAUUGUCCUUCUUCUUCUUCACCUUCUUCAUUAGUAACCUCAUUAGCACCACCCUCCAUCUUUAAAUCAUCCUUAAAUUCUGAUCAAGAUCCUUUCUUUACUUCUACCUGGCCAAACCAACCACUUCUACAUAUGAUCGGACACAACCCAUCACCAAAUUUCCAACCUCCUUCUUUAAUUACCAGCCACUUCUCCGACCGAUCAUUUGUCCUGCCCGGUUCUACCCAGAUGGCUGAUCAGGAUUCGCCUAUAGGAAAUAGAAAGAGGAAAGCGUCAGAACACAAUUCAGUACUAUUCAAUUCCACUAAGAAAAAGGAUGUUUCCAUUGAUGAUAAUUCAGACAAUGAACCAGAAGAUAAGAGGAACAAAAACGAAGUAAAUUUGCGUGGAAAACAGCAAAUGAGUAAACAGGCUGAAGAAACUCCCAAUAAUGGCGGGGAGGAGGCUCCAAAAGAGACAUACAGUCAUGUGAGGGCCAGACGAGGGCAGGCAACUAAUAGUCAUAGUCUUGCAGAAAGAGUAAGAAGAGAGAGAAUUAGUGAGAGAAUGAAGUUGCUUCAAGAACUUGUUCCGGGUUGCAAUAAGAUAACUGGGAAGGCUGUAAUGCUAGACGAAAUCAUCAACUAUGUUCAAUCACUUCAGCAACAAGUCGAGUUUCUGUCGAUGAAACUCGCCACUGUCAAUCCAGAACUGAACAAUAUCGAUAUAGAAAGGAUUCUCUCCAAAGAGAUGAUGUUGCAUUCACGAGGAGGAAAUAAUACUCCAGUCCCUGGAUUUGGUCGAACUAUUAACGAACAUCAAUCUUAUUCACCCGGAAUACAACCAGGAAUCCCUUAUUAUCCCAUGAUGCCUCAGAAUAUAUGGGACAAUGAUCUUCAUAAUCUUCUCCAAAUGGGAUUUGAUUCUAAUCAAGUAUUCAACAACCUGGGGCAAAAAGGUUGCCAAAAGUCAGAUCUAUAGCAUUUUGGAAAGAGAAAGCAUUUUGCAGGUUUCACUUAACUGAGUGUUUCAUCAGUAUCUAUGUUGAUUGUUGUAUAGGAUCAGGCCCGUAAUUUUUUUUUCUUGGAGUUCUAACAAAGGAUGAAUAUAGAUUCCUGAACAUUGUACAUCCAGUUUUCAGAGGGGGAAACUGAGAAUUCGUUUGUUUUGAGAUGGGAUUGUAGAUUUGGAAACUUUAAAGAUAAAUUUCCUUUAUGAUUGUAGAAAAAUACAUGGCCAACAGAUAAUUUUUAAAAUCGUUGCAUAUCUCAAGUAUCAAGUAUGACUAUGUGUUGAUUGAUUGAA
This is a messenger RNA of Impatiens glandulifera, 1344 nucleotides long. RefSeq names its product transcription factor bHLH74-like. Bases 1 to 1020 code for a protein of 339 amino acids. Gene Ontology annotation, biological process: regulation of DNA-templated transcription. The transcript has 8 exons. Gene Ontology annotation, cellular component: nucleus. Gene Ontology annotation, molecular function: protein dimerization activity; DNA-binding transcription factor activity. NCBI's taxonomy places the organism in Eukaryota, Viridiplantae, Streptophyta, Magnoliopsida, Ericales, Balsaminaceae. The record is from RefSeq and is a predicted model, not a curated record.